AUGGAAUUGGUUCUCGACACAAACGAUGACGAAAUAAGAUCGCCACAGGAUUUCAGCUCGUCUCUAGAAACGGGAUGUUCACAGAAAGAGGCUCCAAUAUGUUUCGAUUGCCAACCUCUUAAUGGGAACAUCGUUUUCAAGGAUGUUUGGUUUGCGUAUCCAUCCCGACCGCAGCAAGACGUCUUACGAGGAUUCUCGUUGGUUGUUCCAGAGAACUCGGUUGUCGCUGUUUUGGGUGAAAGUGGAAGUGGGAAAUCAACGCUAGCAUCUCUAUUAUUGCGGUUUUAUGACCCAGCAAAAGGAACAAUCGAAGUAGGAAAUGUUGAUAUCUAUAAGCACCCCCCAGCCUGGAUAAGAUCUCUGGUCGGAGUCGUUAAUCAAGAACCGACUCUCUUUGCUAUGACAAUAGAAGACAACAUACUUUAUAGCAAAUUGACUCAUCAAGCUUUGCACCUUCCGACAUCCAGGGACCCUAAGAAUGAAAUGUCCAAACUGCUUGAAGCUUCUAACUGCGUUGAAUUUCUGAAAGCCUUCCCCGACGGAUUAUCGACAUACGUUGGCGAAAGAGGAGUUUCACUCUCAGGUAUACGAAUAUCUGCAUAUUUCGUCAUUCUUGCAUCUCUCGCUUGUCGAGUUCAAUCUCUGUUUUCAGGAGGGCAGAAGCAGCGAAUUUGUUUGGCACGCGCGCUGGCUCGGCAUCCUCGUUUUCUCAUACUCGAUGAAGCAACGAGCGCCCUUGAUACUCGAUCAGAAACAAUUGUUCACCAACAACUACACCAAGCAACUAAGAAUACAACAACAAUUAUUAUUACGCAUAGACUAUCAACACUGAAGUACGCUGACUACAUUGCGGUUCUCGCAAACGGUCAGUUGUCCCAAUUUGGAGCGCGCUCUGAAGUAUUAAGAUCUCCGGGGGAAGCUCUUCAUCGAAUCCUCUCGUCGCAGUCGGCGACUUGA
Molecule: messenger RNA, 957 nt
Organism: Condylostylus longicornis
Lineage: Eukaryota; Metazoa; Arthropoda; Insecta; Diptera; Dolichopodidae
Exons: 4
Coding region: 1-957 (318 amino acids)
Molecular function (GO): ATPase-coupled transmembrane transporter activity; ATP binding; ATP hydrolysis activity
Source: RefSeq, a predicted model, not a curated record